Messenger RNA from Lagopus muta (rock ptarmigan), 4239 nucleotides. RefSeq lists its product as uncharacterized. The record is from RefSeq and is a predicted model, not a curated record. The transcript is spliced from 2 exons. Lineage: Eukaryota; Metazoa; Chordata; Aves; Galliformes; Phasianidae. Bases 1 to 1956 code for a protein of 651 amino acids.
AUGAACCCACUCGUUAUCGUGGGGGUGCUGGGUAAAGGAUUUAAAGCAAUGGUGUUAGUCACAACCUACUGGCCAAUAAUCCAUCUCACACUUGUGUGUUUUGGAAUUGCAUCCGUAUAUAACUACCUAAGGGCACUGAUGGAGACACCUAUGUUUUACCUAUUUGCAAUGUGGUAUGAUUUGAACUUUGACAUCUACAUCCCAGAAGGAAUGGCUAAUUUCACAAACAACUACAUCUCAGAAGGAAUGGGUAAUUUCACAUACAACUACAUCCCAAAUGGAAUAGCUAAUUUUACAAACAACACGAUGUUCAGACCAGUCUCUGGGUUUUCUUCUCGGUUUGUCAAACGUUUUUUGACUCCUGAACUAAUACUCAUGUUGGUGUGCGUGUGCAUGUCAUCAAUUUUCCUGAAUGUAUUCCUAUGCAUUCGUAAUAAGGGGAAGGAGUCUCCUCCAAAACUAGAGAAUGAUGAUUGGCAGGGAAUAUGGAGAGGUUUAGGAAAGGUUUUAGAAGCAUGGGGACCCGCAGUGUCAUGGGAUUUUACUCUUGAACACCUGUGGGAUCCCGAGAAAUUAAGCCAGUAUUUGAGUCAGGGACUAUGCGGCUUACAUAAAUCUAAGGAGGUACAACUUAUUUGGGGUUUGGCUUGUGCUUACCGUGCCCUAUAUAAUACCAUUCGGGAGAGAGAGAGUUUCCGAGCUGAGGUUCAAGCCAAAGGGGAAAAUCCCCAAGUCAAAUCUAAUCAAUCAAAGGAGACACCAGUAACAAUACCGGUUGCUCCUGUGGAGGGCAAGAAAUGGAAACGAGUGUCUUCGCGUCUUGAACGAAAAAGAGAAGAGGAGGAGGAGGAGGAGGAAGAUCCAGGCGAGGGGCCCUCCUCAGAACCACCACCAUCGCGAAAGGCAAAAGCGAAAACUAAGAGACAUGCAGAAGAGAGUGAUGAAGAGGAAGUCUCUAUUACUACUCGCCGGCCUCUAAAGAUGACUGAAAUCCAAGGUUCAAGAAAGGAGUUUACACGGCACCUGAAUGAAAGUAUUGUUUCCUGGUUGGUUCGCUGUUGGGACAGUGGGGCCCAUAGCUUGUCUCUGGAUGGUAAUGAAGCUCGCCAGCUAGGCGCCAUUGCCAGAGACCCAGCUAUUGAUAGAGGAAUUAGUCGAUGUUCGGAUGAGGCUGCCUCCCUCUGGGAACGAGUGUUAAUAGCCGUGAAGGAAAAGUAUCCCUUCAAAAACGGUUUGAAGAUUGCGAUGAAAAAAUGGGAUACAGUGGAAAAGGGAAUCCAGUAUUUGAGGGAAAUAGGCGUGGUGGAAAUGUUGUAUGACCCUAACUUUGUUCCUAACCAACCACACCAAAACCGCGACCCUGAAAGAGUGAGGACGACGCCUGAGAUAUGGCAGAAACUCGUGACAACAGCGCCGGACAAAUAUGCCGCUACACUAACGUCAGCGUGUGACAGAUACCAGGAACAACAGAGAACGCCCUUAGUUUAUGAAUUAAUUCUUACGCUCCAAAACUAUCAGCAGUUGCUAUCCCCCAUUCAUGCUGCUGUAGCCGCUAUCUCAAAAGUGACGGACCAACUGAAUGAAACGCGGCAGCAAAUGUCUCAACUGAUUAACCGUGACAAACCUGUAACAGUAUCAGAGAUGCUUGAUGAAGAUCAGGAUAAUCAAAAGAGUCUAAUGAAGGAGAUGAAGGAGAUGAAGGAGAUGAUCCGAGCCCACCUUCCUUCCUUCUCACGUGCACCAUCAAAGAUCUCAGCUGUUAGAAGCAAACGCUCUCCGGCUCAAGUAAGAAAUAAUACACCGCGAGUUACCUUAUGGUAUUACCUACGUGACCAUGGAGAAGACAUGGGAAAGUGGCACGGUCAACCUACUCCUGUACUACGAGCCCGGGUGAAAGAAUUACAAAGCAGAUCAACCACCAGUGCAGUUGCUCCAGUUACCACAGGUAAUGAAUAGAGGGGCCCUGCCCUCAGUCAGGGGGGGGAAAGGGAUAAUAGAGUAUAUUGGACUGUGUGGAUUCGAUGGCUGCUGUUUUUAAUUAUUUUGGGGUCCCCUGUUUCCCUUUUCCCAAGGCGUGGAUUUUGUGAAAUUUGUCCAUUGAUGCAUUGAUCAUAAAAGGCCACUAGGUUGGUCAAGCAGGAUUUGAGUUAUUCUCAAUGCAUUCCAGGAGCCUCCUGGAUCACCUACAGCUUGCUGUGCUACUUUUCCAGCAGAUGUCCGGGUGGCUCAAGUCCCCCAGCAGGACGAGCACUUGUGAUUGCAACGCCUCCUGUAGUUGCAGGUAGGCCUCAUCGACAGGCUCCUCUUGAUCAGGUGGCCUUUAGUAGACACUGAUCACAAGACUCCCUUUGCUGCCUUGGUCUCUAACUUUCACCCACAGGCUUUCGACUAGCUCAUGACUACUCUUUAAGUACAGCUCUAAACAUUCUAUUCCCUUCCUGAUGUAGAUAGUAACACUUCCUCCUCUCCUUCCUUGCCUGUCCCUUCUGAACAGCUUGUAGCCAUCAAUAGCCACACUCCAGUCAUGGGAAUCAUCCCACCAGGUUUCAGUGAUGUCAACUAUAUUGUGGUUUUCUAGUAGUGCAGUAGCUUCCAGAUCCUCCUGUUUAUUUCCCAAGCUGCGUGCAUUGAUGCAUUUGACUGCAUGCAUUUUACCUGGGAAUCCAAAAUUAUUUGGCAGGUCCUGAACAAGGUAGCAUCAAGUCUGUGUUAGCUCUGUGGAGUAAUAUAAAAUUGCCUGAAACAUUUCCUCCUCAUGCUUUGUUUUGUUUUGUUUUGUUUUUUAUACCAAAUAGCUCCUAAUUAGACAAUUCUUUCUUCAAAAUAUUGAGGCACUUGGAAAAUAACUAACGAUCAUAUGAGAACAAGCCAAAAGUAUUACAGUACCUCAAAUUUCUAGACUAAACCAUACAUUUUGACAUGAAUUUUGGAAAGGAGGUGAAGCCCAAUGAGUAGCACUCUUUGGAGACAGUUGAUUUUCUUUCCCCUCCCCCAGCACAGGGUCACUUCCUCUGGUAUUUCUUCUUUAAAUAAAUUCAUCCCCAUAUUUAUUCUGUCUGUAUUAAUUUCAUGUUAGCCAGAGCAAGACCCAUAUCUGUAGAAGACAAACCUUGUGCUGGUGCCAGAACUCCAACAACAGAGCUCAGUCCAUUAAAACAAACAAAGCCUCAACACAGCACACCUAACUCUCACAUCAUCCCCCUCCCACCUUUGGGAUACUGGAGCUGUUUGGAAUAAUAUUUGGGACUUUCUUCUAACAUUCCAUGCAAAUAUUUACCUGUUGCUUCUACUGAUGACUACACUUCUAAACAUUCAACUUCAAAUACUGAACACAAUCAUUCACCAUUUUAUUAGCUGACCCAGGCCAAGUUCAUUACUGUCACUUAACCCUCUACCUUCCAAAGUCAAUCCUUACAGUCUCAGGUGUUUUACUGCUCUACAUUGCUAACAGCUUCCUGCUAUUGACAGGAUUCUAAGAUUGAUCUUGCCAUGACUGUGACAAUAGCCUUUUUGUCCAUAAAUGUCAUGGUUUUGUAAUUUUUGGCUUUUGGUAUUCCACAUCAUAACAUCAUGUGGGGCACUGGGACUUCAACUGUUAAUGCUCAAGUCCUGGGUACCUGCCCAGAAGAGAAGAAGAACUACAUUCCCCAGGGGACUUUGUGGUCAGGGAGAGGAGGUUUAACUCCUGGCAAGGUCACCUGAUGCUCUUUCUCUCCUGCCCUUCGUCAUGGGCGCUGCUCCCAUCUCCCUGCGGCUCAACUGCACUGCGCAUCUCACCUCAGCCUUGUGCUGAGGCCUAUCCACCUAUCGGACAUUCUCUCUCUCUCUCAUUAUAUUUGAUUUAUUAGCUUAAAUUCUGAUUAUAUUGUAUUAUAGUGUGUUAUCUUGCAUUCCGAUACUAUAUUUAGUAAAUUAGUUUGUUUCUCCUCAGAUCGGUGCCGCUGUUUUAAUUAUUUUGGGGUCCCCUGUUUCCUUUUUUUCUGGAGGCGUGGAUCUGCGGAUCCCUCCACUCCGCUCGUCACGGAACCGGGCCAAACCAGCCCUUAAACCGUUGACAUUCUUGGUGGAGAAUGCAGGCACGGGCUGUUUUUUAGCUUUUUAGAACGAAUCUCUCUCUGCUCUUGGAGAGCUGCGUUUGGAAAAUUUAUCUUUUUCACCGGUGCUCACUGAAAACUUGACCUUGAAAGUCUAGGCGGACUGUCAGUGUUCUGGGAUAUUUGUAAACUUUGAGCACUGCUA